CAGAGCUGAUACUAGGCGCAUUGCCGGUGCAGCCAGCCUUUAGCGCUGCUGCUCUUGCCGGGCCGGGCGGCAGGCCAUGUUCCGGGCUGUGGCCGCUGCGCAUACCCAGGCCUGGCGAUGAGGAGCGGCGCCGAGCGCAGGGGCAGCAGCGCCGCGGCGCCCCCGAGCUCGCCUCCUCCUGGUCGCGCUCGCCCCGCGGGCUCCGAUGCGCCCCUCGCCCUGCAGCCGCCAGCAGCCAGCCAGCCUCGGGGCCGGGACGCUGGUGAUGCCCGCGCACAGCCGCGCCCCCUGUUUCAGUGGAGCAAGUGGAAGAAGAGGAUGUCUAUGUCGUCCAUAUCGGCAGCCAGCACGCGGAGGCCGGUGUUUGACGACAAGGAGGACGUGAACUUCGACCACUUCCAGAUUCUGCGAGCCAUUGGGAAGGGCAGCUUUGGCAAGGUGUGCAUCGUGCAGAAGCGGGACACCGAGAAGAUGUAUGCCAUGAAGUACAUGAACAAGCAACAAUGCAUCGAGCGUGACGAGGUCCGCAACGUCUUCCGGGAGCUGGAGAUCCUGCAGGAGAUCGAGCAUGUCUUCCUGGUGAACCUCUGGUAUUCCUUCCAGGAUGAGGAGGACAUGUUCAUGGUGGUGGACCUGCUUCUGGGUGGAGACCUGCGCUACCACCUACAGCAGAACGUCCAGUUCUCAGAGGACACUGUGAGGCUGUACAUCUGUGAGAUGGCCCUGGCCCUGGACUACCUGCGUAGCCAGCACAUCAUUCACAGAGAUGUCAAGCCUGACAACAUUCUCCUGGAUGAGCAAGGACAUGCACACCUGACCGACUUCAACAUCGCCACCAUCAUAAAGGAUGGGGAGAGGGCAACAGCUUUAGCUGGGACCAAACCAUACAUGGCUCCAGAGAUCUUCCACUCCUUCGUCAAUGGCGGGACCGGCUACUCCUUCGAGGUGGACUGGUGGUCGGUGGGGGUGAUGGCUUACGAGCUGCUACGUGGAUGGAGGCCCUAUGACAUCCACUCGAACAACGCCGUGGAGUCGCUUGUCCAGCUGUUCAGCACCGUGAGUGUUCAGUAUGUGCCCACCUGGUCCAAGGAGAUGGUCGCCCUGCUACGGAAGCUCCUCACCGUGAACCCCGAGCACCGGUUUUCCAGUCUCCAAGACAUGCAGACAGCACCAUCACUGGCCCAUGUGCUCUGGGAUGACCUGAGCGAGAAGAAGGUGGAGCCGGGCUUUGUGCCCAAUAAAGGCCGCCUGCACUGUGACCCCACCUUCGAGCUGGAAGAGAUGAUCCUGGAGUCGAGGCCUCUGCACAAAAAGAAAAAGCGGUUGGCUAAGAACAAGUCGCGGGACAGCAGCAGGGACAGCUCGCAGUCUGAGAAUGACUACCUGCAAGACUGUCUGGAUGCCAUCCAGCAAGAUUUCGUGAUUUUUAACAGAGAAAAGCUGAAGAGGAGCCAGGAACUCAUGAACGAGCCUCUCCCAUGCUCCGAGACUGCAGAUAUGACAGAUCCCACUGCAGACAGUGAGCCAGAGCCCACAGCCCUGCCCAUGUGUGGCUCCAUCUGCCCCUCAUCUGGGAGCAGCUAGGCCAAGUGGACCGUGUCCAAGGGCAGUUCUCUCUCAGGCUGCUUUGAAGACUCAGGACGGCCAGGAGGAGGCAGCAGUGGGGCAAAGGCCUGACCGCCCAGCCUGCCCGCGAGGCUGUCAGUAUGGUGAAACUGCUGGGAGCCAUGGGUGCCCGUCGAGAGUGGUGGUUGGGAAAGGAGGACCCUUGGUACCUAGACCAUGGUUAUUUGCAACAUAGAGGGAGUCAUGCAGCCAUCAUGAUGGUGGGCCCCUCUAAUUGUAGGCUGGCAGAUUACAGACGGCCAGAGUGGUACGUUGGGGCAGGAGCCCUUGAAUUUCUGGACCCUUUUGGAAUUGGCUGUAUAUAGCCCUGUGCCAGUCUUUGCUGUGGCCUGGCCAGAAUGUCCUUGAGCUCGCUGCUCA
Messenger RNA from Alexandromys fortis (reed vole), 1986 nucleotides. It is a transcript of the gene Stk32c, whose product is annotated as serine/threonine kinase 32C. The record is from RefSeq and is a predicted model, not a curated record. The coding region runs from base 118 to 1584 and encodes 488 amino acids. Lineage: Eukaryota; Metazoa; Chordata; Mammalia; Rodentia; Cricetidae. The transcript has 12 exons. Gene Ontology annotation, biological process: protein phosphorylation. Gene Ontology annotation, molecular function: protein kinase activity; ATP binding.